AUGAGCGGGAACGCAAGCCAAGGGCCUGGGCUGCGGUAUCCUUCGAACAAGAAGAGCAUAUACGAUAGGAACCUGAAUCGUAGCAAAAAUGCCGAACUUAGUAGAGCGGCGUUUGCAUACCUCUUCAUUGAGAUGAUUGCAUAUGCGCAAAAGGGCGCAAAGGAUGUGGGGGACUUGGAGCAGAGACUAAACACCCAAGGCUACCCCAUCGGCCUCCGCCUACUUGACCUUCUCCUUUCCCGCACCGCCAACCCCCUCGCUAGUAUUCGACCCACACGUAUCCUGCCUCUGCUGCAAUUCAUCGCACAGCAACUAUACCGCUACCUCUUCGGUCGCCCUGCCGACGCGUUAGAAAAGUCUGGUACCGAUCCCGGGCAGUACAUGCUCUUCGACAACGACCCUAUGGUCAACCAAUACAUAAGCUUGCCUAAGGAACUGUCAAGUCUGAAUUGUGCGGCCUUUGUGGCGGGCAUAAUUGAGGGCGUGUGCGACGGCGCAGGCUUCCCAACCGAAGGUGUAACGGCGCAUAGUGUAGGCGACGAAGAAGGCAAGGAUGGGAAGGGACUGUGGCCGGGGAAGACGGUCUUUUUGAUUAAAUUCAAGCCUGAAGUACUGGAAAGGGAAGAGAUACUUGGCAGAGGU
This is a messenger RNA of Alternaria alternata, 642 nucleotides long. RefSeq names its product trafficking protein particle complex subunit 5. NCBI's taxonomy places the organism in Eukaryota, Fungi, Ascomycota, Dothideomycetes, Pleosporales, Pleosporaceae. The record is from RefSeq and is a predicted model, not a curated record. Gene Ontology annotation, cellular component: TRAPPII protein complex; TRAPPIII protein complex; TRAPPI protein complex. Gene Ontology annotation, biological process: endoplasmic reticulum to Golgi vesicle-mediated transport. The transcript is spliced from 2 exons. The annotation marks the transcript as partial.